Bombus pyrosoma is the source of this 1351-nucleotide messenger RNA. RefSeq names its product protein pxr1-like. The record is from RefSeq and is a predicted model, not a curated record. The transcript has 3 exons. Lineage: Eukaryota; Metazoa; Arthropoda; Insecta; Hymenoptera; Apidae. The coding region runs from base 157 to 1014 and encodes 285 amino acids.
UGUUUAUCGAGAUAUGAAUGAAGACACGGUAUAAGAUAUAAGAGGGCCGACGAACAGCAGUCAGUAUUGCGCUGAAUCUUGAUUUCGGUCGUACGCGAUCUCCAGACUCGAUACGUAUCGUUAGAGGAUCAAGAGUGAUUCAAUCGCGGAGCAGAUAUGCGGAUCUGGGUACUAUUUACUAUUUUGCUGAUUGUCACGGUGCUCGUCUCCGAUGCGUUGGGGAAGAAGCCUGGAAAGGAAGUGGAGUCGAAAAAAGGCCACGAAAGGAAAAAGAAGGAUGUAGCGUAUUCGAAAGAAGGAAAAUGGAAGGAUGGAGAGGACAAGAACUUACAGCCGAGGAAAAGGAAGAACAGCGCGUCGGAGGAAAAGAACGCGGAGAGCUACUCUGAAAACGUUGUUGAAAAUGAGGAAUCAGGAAAAGGGCACAAGUCGAAGAACAAGAAACUGAAAGGGAAGGAGAACGCCGACCCUCGAGCCAAUUCGAAAUAUGAGUCUAAGAAGAAAACUAAAUAUUCUGGUGAGUCUCAAGAAGUGCGCCAGAAAGAUUCCAAGAGGUUGAAAGAUAAGAAAUUGAAAGAUAAAAAAGUGGAAGAACAAAACAACUUGGAAAAUGAAAAGAAGUCAAAGCAGAAAGUGGAAAGUGAAAAUCUGGACAAAUCCGAGAAGGUGACGAAGGAAGGUAAGAAGAAGAAGGUCCAGAAGAAAGAAAAACAAACGAAGGUGGAGGAAGUUGAGGAAACACCGUUGGAAGUGGAAGAAGAGGAGACUAAAGCGAAAUCGGUGUCGAAAAAAGACAAGAAGAAAGCUGAGAAGAACAAACGCGAGAAGAACAGGAAGAAACGAGAGAUACAAAAUGACGAAGAGCUAGAUACGGAAACUCUGCCAGUUGUGGAAGAAGAUCCGAAGAUAGAGGAAGCGAACGGAAAGACGAAAAGCUGUUCGGUGACGGAACUUGAAGAAGCGGAGGACAAUGAUACGAACGAGAAUUGCGUGGAUGAAUGGAACGAAGCGUGAAAAUAUCAUAUUAUAUUAUUCAUGAUUUAUCGAUAGGAUAUUGAGAAGAUCGUUGAAUUAAUUUCGCACGAGUCAACAAUGCUCGGCGGUAUUGGUUCUAGCCAAUACGAUAUCAUAAUGAAUUAUCGACCAAUAAUAAUACGAAACGUUGUACGAAAUCUGAUUUAUUUCAUCUCUACCCACAUCGCACAAACAUUACGUUAUUUACAGAUAAUAGUUGUCGGACAAUCGCCUUAAUUCGUUUACCUUUUCAAAGCACUCUACCAUAAAUAUACUGCAUUGUUAACAUGCGAAAUAUACAUACACUUUGAUAGAAUAAAUAUAUUUAUAAAUCGUU